This is a messenger RNA of Etheostoma cragini (Arkansas darter), 2086 nucleotides long. RefSeq names its product carbohydrate (N-acetylglucosamine 6-O) sulfotransferase 7 (gene chst7). Gene Ontology annotation, cellular component: Golgi membrane. The record is from RefSeq and is a predicted model, not a curated record. The transcript has 2 exons. Gene Ontology annotation, biological process: carbohydrate metabolic process; N-acetylglucosamine metabolic process. Gene Ontology annotation, molecular function: N-acetylglucosamine 6-O-sulfotransferase activity; chondroitin 6-sulfotransferase activity. Bases 257 to 1522 code for a protein of 421 amino acids. NCBI's taxonomy places the organism in Eukaryota, Metazoa, Chordata, Actinopteri, Perciformes, Percidae.
CAAACUACACACGUGUUGUAACGCUUUUACUAUUACUUUUAUCGUGUAACGGUAUUUCACUGCGUACGUGUGAACAGGAAAGCGAAAUAAUCUGGUUGUUUUGUUUUAAAUGGGGCGGGGCUAACCCCCCCAACACACACACACACAUUUAUCUUCUCACACACAACUCCACUGUAACACUCGACCGCGGGGCUCGUAAACCUCCGUGACCACCGUUGAGAUAAGCCGCUAGCCGGCCCUCACCAGGCGAUAGGAAAUGAAGAGGAGGCUACAUAAGAAAUACUUGGUUUUAAUCCUGGUAUAUUCAGGUUUACUUCUCCUAAUCCCGUACGUGUUAGAUUACAGAGAUAAAUCCGAGCAAAACGAUAAACAUGGACUGCCCCAGCAACAGCCCAGAUGCCCAGACUUGGAUAACACAGCGUUGCUGUGGGAUAACGGUUACAAAGUUAACGCUAGCGAAGCGACGGUGCACGCAGUCAACCGGAGCCAAUCUCGGACAAACAUCUACUUGCAUGCCACCUGGAGGACUGGCUCUUCGUUUCUGGGGGAGUUGUUCAACCAGCACCCCGAUGUUUUCUACCUAUACGAGCCAAUGUGGCACAUAUGGCAGGCUCUGUAUCCGGGGGACGCGGGCAGUCUGCAGGGCGCAGUGCGGGACAUGAUGAACGCUCUGUACCGCUGCGAUUUCUCCGUCCUCAAACUUUACGCCGGCUCGCAAAACAUCACCACUUCGUUCAUAUUCGGCUGGAAAAUGAACAAAGUGAUAUGCUCGGAGCCGCUGUGCGAUGCGCACAAGCGACACGAAAUCGGGCUGGUGAAAGAGGACCAGUGCGCAAAGUGCCAAAGGCGGGACAUUAGGGAGCUGGAGAAGGAGUGUAAGAAGUACCCGGUGAUGGUGAUUAAAGGAGUCCGCGUUUUGGACCUGAGCACGCUGAUUCCUUUGAUGAGAGACCCAGGGUUAAACCUCCAGAUCAUUCAGCUCUUCAGGGACCCGAGGGCCGUGCACAACUCCCGCUUAAAGUCCAAACUGGCUCUGGUGAAGGAGAGCAUCCAGGUGCUGAGGAGCAAGAAGCAGAACGACAAGUACAAGCGGCUGCUCGUGCCGAACAACAGGGUGAACCGGGCCGAGAGUUACGUCUCCAGCGCCAUGGAGCUCAUCUGUGACAACUGGCUCAGUGACAUGAUGAUGGUGAUGAACUCGCCCCCCUGGGUGUGGAGGAACUACCUCCGCAUCCGCUACGAAGACCUGGUCCUGAACCCCUUGGAGGAGCUCCAGAGGCUGCUCCACUUCUCCAACCUGUCCACCUUCCCUGCUCUGGAGAAGUUUGCGCUGAACAUGACGCACGGCCAGGGCUAUUCCUCGGACAAGCCGUUCCGGAUUUCAUCCAGGGAUGCAAAAGAGGCAAUAUAUGCUUGGAGGGAGCGGCUCAGCGUUCUGCAGAUCAACCAGGUGGAGGCCUACUGCAGCGAAGUCAUGAGGCAGCUGGGCUACGAGAAGAGCAACACGGACAGAACAACAUGAGGAAGUCUUGGGCAAUCCACUGGUUAAGGGGCCCGGUAUUCAACACUGGGGGAACAAGGUGGAACAGCAAACAAGCAGCUGGAAUGUGGACUACAGGGAGCUCCGAAGCAUGGCUCUUGGGUUUGUUUUCCUUCAGCCGAGGCGGGUCGAUGAACUGGAGAAAGUCCAAGUGAAGAAAAGCAGCCAAUCACAGACAGUUGAAUUUUGAAACGGGGAGAAGGCAGCUUAUUUUUAUUUUAUUUUAUUUUUUUACAGUGUUACAUGUUUAACACCAGCAGGAUGUAUGCAUAUAGAGAGGACGUGGGAGAUGAAAUAAACAAGAAGAGAGAGGUGAGGCUGGUUAGUUACACCGGCCAGCCUCUAUCCUUCUGUCCUUUUUGGUAGCACUAAUCCCUCCUCAAAUCCCAUGCAGGCAAGUGCCAUAAAAAGCCUGAGACUGGUCUUGGGAGAGGAUCCAGGGUGGCAGCGUUGGGUUUGCUCUCACCUUCGCUGCUUAUCCGUCCAGCCUAAGACUUAACCGCAGUUGGCUCACUUACAAUGCCAAUGUCUUUGAAAUCUUUGAAA